AUGUCGGAUCGCGCUGGAAAUAACGACGACGCUCUUCCCCACGAUCCAAUGGUCGACGAGGAGGAGGUCGAUGGUAUUGAGGAGAUGUUCAACAACGAGGAGGAGGAUCCAGAAGACGAGGAGGGCGAGAAUCUGUUUGGAGAUGAUAUGGAGAGAGACUACCGCGCUCAACCGGAACUCGAUCAGUACUCCGAAUCCGGAAUGGACGACGCAUCGGACAUCGGAAGUCUCAACGUCGAUGCUCGUCGUGCCGCUGAACGUGAAAUGGCUCAACGCGAUCAACUUCUCGACGACGACGCUCUGAUGUACGAGGAUGCGGACAUCGACUCAUCCGAUCAGCGUGGCAGACGUGGCCGCGGUGGAAGACGUGAUCGUCGUCGUGAAGACGUCGACGAGGCGAUGGAGGAGGAGGAUAUUCCAGUUGAUAUUCUGGAGAAUAUCCGUGGUCGAACGAUUCGCGAUCACGUCUCCGAUGAAGCUGUCGCGAAGGAAAUCGAGCGGAGAUUCAAGAAUUUCCUGAGAAGUUACCACGAGCCGGGUAGCAAACAGACGAAAUACAUUCAACUGAUCAAAGCGAUGGCGGCGGAUAACAAGGAAUCACUGGAAGUUAGCUUCACCGAUUUGAGUGAUGAGAAUGGAGAGCAGAAUAUCUCGUAUUUCUUGCCAGAGGCGCCGAAUGAGAUGUUGGCUAUUAUGGAUCGUGCCGCCACUGACGUCGUCAUGAAUAUGUAUCCAUUCUAUACUCGUGUCUGCAGUGAGAUUAAAGUCAGAAUCUCCCAACUGCCCGUCGAGGAAGACAUCCGAAUGCUUCGUCAGGUUCAUCUGAAUAUGUUGAUUCGUACCAGUGGUGUCGUCACAAUUGCCAGUGGAAUUCUUCCGCAAUUGGCUGUUGUGAAGUACGAUUGUGUCGCUUGCGGCUACUUGUUGGGUCCGUUCGUGCAGACGAACGAUGAGGAAGUGAGACCGACGAUUUGUCCGUCGUGUCAAGGAAAAGGACCGUUCGAGUUGAAUGUAGAGAAUACUGUCUACCACAACUACCAGCGCAUCACAAUGCAAGAGUCUCCGAACAAAGUCGCCGCUGGUCGUCUCCCACGCUCCAAAGACGUCAUCCUCCUCGGCGAUCUGUGUGAUUCGUGCAAACCAGGAGACGAAGUGGAGGUCACCGGUGUCUACACCAACAAUUUCGAUGGCUCUCUCAACUAUAAGCAAGGAUUCCCAGUAUUCAACACACUGAUCCACGCGAAUCACAUCUCAAAUAAGGACAAAAUGGCGUCGGAUAAUUUGACGGAUGAGGAUAUCAAAGCGAUCAGAGACCUCUCGAAAGACCCGAAUAUCGCCACAAGAGUGUUCGCUUCGAUUGCUCCAUCGAUUUACGGUCACGACGAUGUGAAGAGAGCUAUCGCGUUGGCUCUGUUCAGAGGAGAAGCCAAGAAUCCAGGAGAUAAACAUCGUUUGAGAGGAGAUAUCAAUGUGUUGCUCUGUGGAGAUCCAGGAACUGCAAAGUCUCAAUUCCUGAGAUACGCUGCUCAUAUCGCUCCAAGAUCCGUUCUGACUACGGGACAAGGUGCCUCUGCUGUCGGUCUCACCGCCUACGUUCAACGGCACCCGGUGACUCGUGAAUGGACUCUGGAGGCCGGAGCCAUGGUUUUGGCUGAUAAGGGAGUGUGCCUUAUCGAUGAGUUCGACAAAAUGUCAGAUCAAGACAGAACUUCAAUCCACGAGGCUAUGGAGCAACAAUCCAUUUCUAUCUCCAAGGCUGGAAUUGUGACGAGUCUCCACGCUCGUUGCACAGUCAUCGCCGCUUCGAAUCCAAUCGGUGGACGCUAUAACCCGACUCGCACAUUUGCUGAAAAUGUAGAUCUCACUGAACCGAUUCUCUCUCGUUUCGACGUUCUCUGUGUCAUUCGAGACUCUGUGGAUUCGGUGGAAGACGAGCGUCUUGCCAAAUUCGUCGUUGGAAACCAUCGUCAAUACCAUCCGGAUACAGUAAGACAGGCGAACAACGAGGAGCAUCAUGAUGAGGAUAAAAUCGAUGAGCGUACCGGUGUCCGUCUGAUUCCACAAGAUUUGCUCCGGAAAUAUAUCAUCUACGCUCGUGAGAAGUGUCAUCCGACGCUCUCCAAUCAACACACUGAGAAGUUCUCGAGUAUUUUCGCUAUGAUGAGAAAAGAGAGUAUGGCGACGGGAUCGGUGGCGAUCACUGUUCGUCACGUUGAAUCGAUGAUUCGUUUGUCUGAGGCUCACGCGAAACUUCAUCUCAGAUCAUACGUCAACGACGACGAUUGCUCGGCCGCCACUCGCAUCAUGCUCGAAUCGUUCGUCAACACUCAGAAGGCGUCAAUCAUGCGUCAAAUGAAGAAGACAUUCUCCCGUUAUCUAACAGAGAAUCGUUCGGCCAACGAGCUUCUCCUCUUCAUUCUCAAACAACUCGUCCGCCAACAAAUGCACUACGCGACCGCCCGUGGUGGUGAUUCCGUCAUGCAGAGUGUCUCCGUUCCAGAAUCGGAAUUCAUUGAGAAGGCCCAACAACUGAGAAUUGAAAAUGUGAAGCCGUUCUACACUUCAGAUGUGUUCUCGUCGAACAACUUCAUCUACGAUCCGUCGAAGAAGCAAAUCGUUCAGGAGAUUUUCUAA
Caenorhabditis remanei is the source of this 2634-nucleotide messenger RNA. RefSeq lists its product as uncharacterized. Lineage: Eukaryota; Metazoa; Nematoda; Chromadorea; Rhabditida; Rhabditidae. Gene Ontology annotation, molecular function: ATP hydrolysis activity; 3'-5' DNA helicase activity; single-stranded DNA helicase activity. The coding region runs from base 1 to 2634 and encodes 877 amino acids. Gene Ontology annotation, cellular component: MCM complex; nucleus. Gene Ontology annotation, biological process: DNA replication; mitotic DNA replication initiation; double-strand break repair via break-induced replication. The record is from RefSeq and is a predicted model, not a curated record. The transcript is spliced from 4 exons.